Eucalyptus grandis is the source of this 1421-nucleotide messenger RNA. RefSeq lists its product as uncharacterized. Bases 72 to 1106 code for a protein of 344 amino acids. The transcript has 2 exons. The record is from RefSeq and is a predicted model, not a curated record. Lineage: Eukaryota; Viridiplantae; Streptophyta; Magnoliopsida; Myrtales; Myrtaceae.
AAUAUCUUUUCACCAUAGCUCUCUUUCUCUAUCUCCCCCUCUCUCUCUUUUCUCUCUUUGUACCCUCAAAGAUGAAUCCGCACUCACUAUCAUCAUCAUGCAAGAACGCCACCACUUCAUCGGUGAGUGGCUUCUACAACUUCCUCACACAAGCGCUCGACGACUUGAAUUCUUCCUUCCCGUCAUCGUCGUCGUCGUCGUCGUCGUCGUCUUCGACCUAUGGCAACAGCUUCAUGUCGAUUCAGUACCUGCAGCAAGUCCUCCAUUCGCUCCGGUCCGUACACUCUCGGCUGACCUCCCUCGUCCACGAGCUCCGCCUCCCCGUCGGCGAGAAGUGGCUCGACGAGUACAUGGACGAGAGCGCCAGGAUCUGGGAAGCUUGUAACGUCAUCAAGUUCGGCCUCUCUCGGAUGGAGAGGUAUUGUACGACCGCGUCGAAUGUCGUCUCGUCAAUCCUCGGCUUGCAUGAUCAUCACUUGGAUCGUCGCCAGGCGCUUCGGGCUAUAGACGAAUGUAGAAGAGAGGCGUUGGUGUUGGAGGAAGAGAACAAGCACUUGAUGGAAGCAAGAGUUCAACCACUCUCUCUAUGCUUCAACGAGAACGUUUCAUUAGAAUCCAACUUCAAUGGUUUCAGUGGCUUUAGGGGCGCUCUCUUUGCGAUGAGGAAUGUGAGCUCAUUGCUCCUGAUGGUUCUCCUCGCCGGCCUCGUCUACACUUGGCCGGAGUCGAUCUUCCACCAAGGCGGGAAUGAGGGGCACGCCGUGUUCGGGUCGAAUUUCAUGAUCUCGUCGUCGAGGAUCCAGCAGAGGAUGGCCAGCGAGAUCCACCGGAUGAGCCGGCGGUCACCGCCACCGCCGAUCCUUCUCUACGAGUUCAGGAGGGCGAGGCACGGCAUGGAGGAGCUCAGGGGGGUGUUGGAGAGGGGAGAAGAGGGGGAGCAUCAUCAGCUGGGGCAGGAACAUGUGCAAGACAGGGCUGAGAAUUUGAAGGGCUUGAUUGGGUGUUUGAGGAGUGGGGUUGAGAGUGUGAUGGUACAACUUGAUGAUUUGUUUGAUGAAAUAGUUGAGGCAAGAAAGAAUCUUUUGGACUUGUGUAGCCGUAGAUAGAGAGAGAGAGAGAGAGAGAGAGAGAGAGAGAGAGAGUAUGUGUUUGCUUUCAAAAUUUCAAACAUGUGAGGCAAUCAAUUGAUUGAUAUAGAGGAAAAGGUGCAAGAGGGUAAGAUCAUUAGAUUCCCCACCCAAAAAGAGAGGGAGAGAGAGAGAAGAGGGUAGAAUGAAAGUUGUCAAAUUGGUUUGGUUCCAUUGUUUUCUGGAGGAUUUUUCUUUCUUAUUAGUACUAUUUAUGAAAUGUAAAGACAGUUCUAGGAGUCUCACAUUUGCCUUGUAAAAGAUGCAGGUGAAUCAAAUUCGGUUGUUAUUGAA